AUGGAUGCACAAAAUCCACAACCAUUUGAGAUCAUAGAGGCUCAUUACCCAGGUAGCAAGGAGACUCACAAUCCAAGUUUUCCUCCUGGAAAGUGGUGUUGUGUCCUUUCUUCCCUUCUCUUAAGCAUAGCAGUAUUAACUGCAGCAAUUCUAGUCAUAGUAUUCGUCCUAAAACCAAAGAAGCCGAUCUUCCAUCUGCAUGCCAUACAAUUGGGUUCUUUCAAGCUGGAUGCAACCUCUAGCAAGGAAGGAAAUGACUCUUCUUCGGUGCUUUCCUUGCUGUUUGUUACUCAAAACCCCAACAAGUUUGGAAUCAGAUACAGUUCCUCAGUGCUUGGGAUUUUCUUUGAAAGCAAUCCAAUAGGCAUUAUCGAGGUUCCAACAUUUUAUCAGCCAUCUCAUAGCAGGAAUGAGACUGUUCUGAUGCAUGUCUUGUUCAAACAACUUAACAUCAGCAGAUUUAUCGGUGGGGAAUUAAUGAACACUUCUUCAGAUGGUUAUCAUAUUGAGAUCAGAGUAACUGGAGGAAUCGUAGCUCAGCCACAUGUCUUGAACUUUUCAUUGCCAAAGAUUAAGCUUUCCCUUGAUUGCAGAAUAAGCAUGAACUAUGGUACUUUUGCCUUAAGCAGAGGACUUAGUUCUUUAAAGUCGGACAAGGUUCUCUUCAUUUCAAACUUCCCUCACCUCUCUCAGAAGUGUUCCUUAGCUCUUUGUAUAUAA
Molecule: messenger RNA, 720 nt
Organism: Elaeis guineensis (African oil palm)
Lineage: Eukaryota; Viridiplantae; Streptophyta; Magnoliopsida; Arecales; Arecaceae
Biological process (GO): defense response to other organism
Cellular component (GO): plasma membrane
Source: RefSeq, a predicted model, not a curated record